GCGCCGGUCGAGCGACGUCGUCUCGGCCUUCGCCAAGGCCAACGGCGGCGCGUCGGCGGGCGACAAGAUGCUCAUCAAGAUCGGGCGGGCGGCCAACGUGCAGCGCCGCAUGCAGCAGUGGACCAAGCAGUGCUCGUACGAGAUCGAGGUGCUGCGCUACUACCCCUACCUGCCGGGCGCCAGCGCCGCGUCCGGGGAGCAACCGCGCAUGACGCCGCACGUCCACCGCGUCGAGCGGCUGAUUCACAUCGAGCUGGCGGGACUGGGGCUGCACGCCGGGCCCAUCAACUGCGCCGGGUGCAACCAGGUCCACCGCGAGUGGUUCGAGGUGCAGACGUCCAAGAAGGGCAUCGGGGCGGUGGACGAGGUCAUCCGGAGAUGGGUCGACUGGGACGAGACGCAGUCGUAGUAAGCUCCAGUGCGACGUGAUUCAGGACGGGACAGGACAGGACAACAAUCAUCCCAGCGUUGUAUUUAGACUAUUUUUUUCUCCUUUUUUCCCCCUUCCUCGCGCGCGCGUGGUUUGCAUGGAGGACGGCGCAAACGGGAUAGUUGUUUGCGGGUAGAUGGUGUGUCAUGGUGACGAUCUCUCUGCAAUGUUCACGGAAUAGAGAGAACAAGCGUGUGCGCGGAUUCUGGGGAUCAACAGAACCCUGCCACUCUCACAAGAGGCUACUGCAAUACCAAAGAAGUACAGUAUGUACGAAGUAGAGGCAAAAAACCCGUCCCGCCGGUUUAGGUUGGCUCAUGUGUGUGUACCUAGCGUACCGUACAUACGUUGAUGGGGCCACCG
Colletotrichum navitas is the source of this 793-nucleotide messenger RNA. Its product is annotated as meiotically up-regulated gene 113-domain-containing protein. The coding region runs from base 68 to 409 and encodes 113 amino acids. NCBI's taxonomy places the organism in Eukaryota, Fungi, Ascomycota, Sordariomycetes, Glomerellales, Glomerellaceae. The record is from RefSeq and is a predicted model, not a curated record. The transcript has a single exon.